AUGGCCGACGCAGCUGCCGCCGUUAACCCGUCGCCGCGCCAUGGUCUCGCAGCGCUAUGGCGCAGGAUCAAGGAGAUCGAUCUCGACCCCGAGACAGCGUUUCGUAAGAAGCGCCCCCCGCCCUGCGCUCGGAGCGUCUAUUUCAACGAGCCCCUACCUGCCGAGGCGUUUCAAGCCAAGAACGGCAGGAUCAAGCCCGAGUGGCAGUUUGCAUGUAACCAGGUCCUCACUGCCAAGUACACGCUGUACAACUUCAUCUUCAAGAACCUGCUCGAGCAAUUCCGGCGUGUGGCCAAUCUUUUCUUCCUGCUGCUCGUCAUUCUGCAGUUCUUCCCCAAAUUCCAGACCAUCUCGCCAGGUAUCGCCAUGCUUCCCCUGCUCGCCGUUCUGGCCAUCACAGCCUUGAAGGACGGGUACGAGGACGUCAAGCGGCACCAGUCUGACCGGCAAAUCAACCGUCUCCGCGUCAAGGCGCUAGUCGGCGGCGGCUGGACCAACCCGAAUGUGAUGGAAGGCAAAGCACGCAGCCUGACUUCCACCUGGACGUCCUUCUACUUCAACUACCUCGGCGGCAAGAAUAGGCAGAGCAAGCGCAUUGCCGGUGUGGGCGGCGCCGACGGAUGGGCGAGCGAGAGCAGACUCAGUCUCGCCUCGCAGCAAACAAACGACGACAACGGCACCGACGCGGCCGUCGCGAUGGGGGGCGGGGGCAUGGUGGGGGCCCCUGGCGGCGGCGGCGCUCCGCUGGCGCCAAUCAUCUCGCGCGCCGAGUCUAACAUCGACGGGCGCAGCAUCGCGUCCGAGCGCUAUCGGAUCCGGCGCACCACCUCUCGCGCGCAGUCCGCGUUCGAGAGCGAGUACGAAGCCGGCCCAGACGGGCGCAUGAUGCGCCGCGGCAAGCCGAUGACCGAGGAGCAGGAGCGGGAGUACUGGAGCAAGAAGGCUGCACGCUGGAAGCGCAAGAACUGGGAGGACCUCGCCGUCGGCGACUUUGUUCUGCUCGAGAACAACGACCCGAUUCCCGCGGACAUUCUUAUCUGCGCGACGAGCGAGGAGGAGGACACUUGCUUCAUCGAGACCAAGAACCUUGACGGCGAGACCAACCUCAAGAGCCGCCACGCCGUACCCGAGCUGGCGCACCUGCGCACGGCGGACGAGUGUGCGCACGCCAACCUGCGAGUCGACGUCGAGCCACAGGACACGAACAUGUACCGUCUUAACGGGAGCAUCGUCAUCACCGACCGCUUCGGCCGCGACGGCCUGCCGCUCAAGUGCCCCGUCACACUCAACGAGAUCCUCCUGCGUGGCUGCAACCUGCGUAACACCAAAUGGGUCAUCGGCAUGGUCCUUCUCACCGGCGUCGACACGAAGAUCAUUGCCAACUCGGGCAACACACCAUCAAAGCGCAGCAAGGUCGAGCGCCAGAUGAACCCGAUGGUGUACGUCAACCUCUCCAUCCUAGCCAUCGUCUGCAUCAUCUGCGCGAUCGUCGAUUCGCUGCUGGAGGUCUACUACUUCGACCGCUCGGCCUACUGGGAGUUCCGUGCGAUAUACAGCAACGACAACCCGCGUCUAAACGGGCUCGUCACGUUCGGCAACGGGCUGAUCACGUUCCAGAACAUCGUCCCCAUCUCAUUAUACAUCUCCAUCGAAGCUGUCCGCACGAUCCAGGCCUACUUCAUUUUUGACGACUACGAUAUCUACUACGAAAAGACCAAGCGUAGGACCACCGCCCGCUCCUGGAACCUCUCCGACGACCUUGGUCAGAUCCAGUACAUCUUUUCCGAUAAGACCGGCACGCUCACACAGAACCUCAUGAUCUUCCGCGAGUGCCACAUCGCCAGCGAGACGUACAGCGGCGACGAGCCGUUCGGAGGAGGCGAUAAGCCCGCUGCUGCGCGCUUGUUUGAGAAGGCGUCUGCGGCGGCGCUCUCCGCGAUGGAAAAGGAAAGCGACUCGGCCAGCUCGGCCGGGUUCGGCAAGAUGAGCGGUAGCAGCGGCAGCAACAACAACGGCAGCAGCAGCGGCGGCGGCCGCAAGCGCGUCAAGCCAGCCAAUCACGAUAUUCCGCCGUUCGCGGACGCCAAGCUUGCUGCGCACCUCAAGGACAGCAGGAGCGAGCAGGCCAAGGCGCUCGGUCUAUUCUUCCGAACCCUCGCUCUGUGCCACACGGCACUGACCGAGGAGGACGAGAAGGGGCAAAUCGUGUACAAGGCGCAAAGCCCAGACGAGCAGGCGCUCGUCCAGGCUGCGGCUGAGGCCGGCUUCGUCUUCCUCAACAAAGAGCGCAACGUCCUCAGCCUCCAGACCCCCGACUCGGUCGAGCCGGAGCAGUAUGAGCUGAUCACUGUGCUCGAGUUCAGCUCGGCACGCAAGCGCAUGGGCGUCAUCGUCCGCCGGCUCUCCGACAAGCAGAUUCUUCUCCUCGCCAAGGGCGCCGACAGCGUCAUCUUUGAGCGCUGCGCCCCCGGCCAGGACGAGCGAAAAGACAAGACGGACGACGCGCUCGAGGAGUUUGCCAACAAGGGCUUGCGCACGCUCUGCCUCGCGUACAAGGAGCUCGCCCUGGAUGCCUACGAGGCAUGGGCCGUCGAGUACCAGGAGGCCAGCGUCGCGCUCGAACGGCGUGAGGAGCGCAUGGAGGAGCUCGCCAGCGCGCUCGAGCGCGAUUACGUCCUGCUCGGCGCGACAGCGAUCGAGGACAGGCUGCAGGACGGCGUGCCAGAGACCAUUGCUGACCUCAAGCGAGCUGGCAUUAACGUCUGGGUCGCGACGGGUGACAAGCUCGAGACUGCGAUCGCCAUCGGCUACUCGACUAUGCUGCUCGCCAAGGACAUGAACCUGAUCGUCGUCCGCGGCGGCGGAUACGGCGAGCCCAACUCGGCGUACGAGCAGCUGCGUAAGGCCGUGGAGCAAUUCUUUGGCGGCGAAGAGACGCUGCAACAGAUGGCGCACCAGCCACCCGACUGGGACUUUGAGGGACAGCCCGACGACAGCGAGCGGCCCAACCUGCGUCGCCAUGCCCGCAACUCGACCGUCAGCGCCAACUCGCUGGUCGGCGAGGGAAACGGCGAGCGCUCGGGCGGCUAUGCGCUUGUCAUCGACGGCACGGCCCUCGGCCAUGCGCUCGCGGAGGACUUCAGCAAGGACCUCCUCCUGCGCAUCUCCACACAGUGCAAGGCCGUCCUCUGCUGCCGUGUCAGUCCCCUCCAGAAGGCUCUCAUCGUCAGGCUCAUCAAGGACGGCCUUGGCGUCAUGACCCUCGCAAUCGGCGAUGGUGCCAAUGACGUGUCCAUGAUCCAGGCUGCCCACGUCGGUGUCGGUAUCGCAGGCGAGGAGGGUCUUCAGGCCGUCAACUCUUCAGAUUAUGCCAUCGCACAGUUCCGCUUCCUCAAGCGGCUGUUGCUCGUGCACGGCCACUGGUCAUACUACCGCAACGGCACCAUGAUCGUCAACUUCUUCUACAAGGAGAUCAUCAAUAUUGGCUAUCUCUUCUGGUUCCAGAUUCACUGCGCCUGGUCCACAACGCAAGCCCUCGAUUACGUCUACCUGCUUCUCUGGAACGCCUUCUGGACACUCGCCGCCGUCAUCGGUGUUGGCGUUUUUGAUCGCAACAUCGACGAUCGUGUCCUCAUGGAGGUGCCAGAGCUCUACAAGCGUAGUCGUAAAGGCAGCUACUUUGGCCUCAGGCUCUUCCUGAUCUACAUGCUCGACGGGCUGUGGCAGUCGGCGGUGCUCUACUUCUUUUACGCGUACAUGUAUGACACGACCACCCCACGCACCGACGGCUACUCGAUCGACCUGUAUGAGUGGACUACCGCCAUGGCCAUCGCGUCGGUCCUCAUUGCCAAUCUGUUUACCGGAUUGGCCGCUCGAGCAUGGACGUGGUGGAUCUUUGCGGCCGUCUGGUUUGGACCGGCCCUCUUCUUCGUCUUCGCCCCCAUCUAUGCCGCCUUCAAUCCAGACAUGAUUUGGACCUACUCAUGGGGCAAUAACUACCUUCUCUACCGAUCAGCAUACUUCUGGUUCUCGGGACCUCUCUGCAUGGUGGCCUCGCUUCUUCCUCGGUACCUGUGGAUGCUAUAUCGGACGAAUUACCUCCCGACGGACAUCGACAUUCUGCGGUACGUCCACAAGGUCGAUAAUAAGCACGACUUUGUCCGCGAUCCGUACAUGCCUGGGCGUCACCCUACAGAGGAGUACAUCAUCCCACUGCCUACCCACAGUCGCAACGCUUCCGUUGCAUCCGAUACAGACGGGGUGCACGAGACGCACGCUUUGCGGCCAAUUCAGAGUCGCGCGAGCAGCACCCACUUUGACAUGCUCACGGGCGAAGCACGACCGAAUCGUGGCUACAACUUCAGCGCAGAAGACUUGUCGCCCAAGCCACAGAAGAAGGCGCAUCGCCGCUUAUCCAUCCGUGACAAGCUGCUCCCUGUCUCGAUCAAGAAGACGCUCAGGCGAAAACGCUUGUCAACUGUCGAGCAAAAGCACGAAGAAGAGGAAGAGGCGGCGGCGGCAGAGCGGGUGCCGGAGCCGGAGCGCCAGCAAAUGGCAGACAGUGGACAUGGUCAUGACAUUGAAGCGGCGCAGCUGCGGAGAUCGUUCUCACAUUUGCAAGAGGAGAUCAUCUACGAGCCAGAAGAGCAGCAAGGGGACACGCCUCAAGAGCACAUCCAGCCAUCAUCUCCGACAGCAGCAGGCUCGACCGCGCAUACAGAUGGGGUGACAACAUCACCGGCUGCGCGCUUUCCGACAAGCUUUAUGUCCCUACCGACGGGCCCAUCAGCGUACGGGGGUUUUACACAAUCACCCGUUUCGUGGUCCACUGCUGAACAGCUGGCGCGGAGUGGCUCUCUCCACUCACGGCAACAUACCGCUGAUACAUCGCAGUUCUCGUAUGGAACGGCUCAAGAUGAUAGUCUCGUCUCCGCGGAGGAUGAAUUUUCUCCACCUUCCCAAGAGCCCUCGGGAACUACAGGCGUUCGGCAAUGA
Molecule: messenger RNA, 4995 nt
Organism: Tilletiaria anomala UBC 951
Lineage: Eukaryota; Fungi; Basidiomycota; Exobasidiomycetes; Georgefischeriales; Tilletiariaceae
Product: phospholipid-translocating P-type ATPase
Exons: 3
Coding region: 1-4995 (1664 amino acids)
Biological process (GO): phospholipid translocation
Cellular component (GO): plasma membrane
Molecular function (GO): ATPase-coupled intramembrane lipid carrier activity; ATP hydrolysis activity; magnesium ion binding
Source: RefSeq, a predicted model, not a curated record